UCUAAGUCAAUCGUAUCAGAUUGCAGUUGGAACAUCCUAAAUGGCCCAAUCGACACCAUCAAGAUCGUUGCUCAUGAUGUUGAAACCAGCGAGUUCUAAACGUGAAUAUUACUUUUUGUUACCUUGAUAGGCAGUCAGUACAAGACAAUGAAGCACAAGGUCGAGGCCCUGGACAAGGAGAACUUCACCUACAGCUACUCGAUCAUUGAGGGCGACGCACUGGGCACCACCUUCGAGAAGAUCAGCUACGGGGUGAAGAUCACCACAUCGGCCGAGGGAGGCUCGGUGUGCAAGAGCACGAGCAAGUACUUCACCAUUGGCGAGGCGGACAUAACUGAGGAGAAGAUCAAGGCUGGGAAAGAGAAGGCGUCCGCGAUGUUCAAGGCCAUCGAGGCUUAUCUCUUGGCAAACCCUGACGCCUAUUGAGCCGAUCUCAUCGCUAUCUUGUCUUGUUCACGGUACUGUAUUAAAUAUGUCUGGUUGUGGUAAACUGAAAAG
This is a messenger RNA of Eucalyptus grandis, 498 nucleotides long. RefSeq names its product major allergen Pru av 1-like. The record is from RefSeq and is a predicted model, not a curated record. Lineage: Eukaryota; Viridiplantae; Streptophyta; Magnoliopsida; Myrtales; Myrtaceae. The transcript has a single exon. Gene Ontology annotation, molecular function: signaling receptor activity; abscisic acid binding; protein phosphatase inhibitor activity. Gene Ontology annotation, cellular component: nucleus; cytoplasm. Gene Ontology annotation, biological process: abscisic acid-activated signaling pathway; defense response. The coding region runs from base 148 to 426 and encodes 92 amino acids.